AUCCGUUUCGCCUUUGAUAUCUGGAAUGAGAAAGAACAAUGAAAUGUCAAAACAUUGUUAUGUUUGACCAAGGCCAAAACAUAAAAAGCAUGCCUUUCGGAUGAAAUGGCCCAAGCAGGUGGUGGCUGCACACUGAAAAUCCGCCAUCUCCCAGCGCGCGUCUGCCUCACUUGUCCCUUUACCCAGCUCGCCACCCUCUUAUACGUACAAAUACCACUCUUUCCUUACGACUCGGCUUCCAACAUCCUGCACACGUGCAUUCUUCUCCACGAAAAAAUUCUUCAGGUUAAUCUCUAUCAUCCGACACCAUGAACGCUGGUGAACUCCUUGCAAACACCCUAUCGCCCGACCAGCGUACGCGUGAAGAUGCGACGCAGAAGCUCGAGAGGGCGUGCAGGGAGAAUUUUCCCGCGUACAUGCAUACGCUCUCCUCUGAGCUUGUCAACGAGAGCUCGCCACCACAUGUGCGCAAUGCUGCUGGUCUUGCACUCAAGAACGCCCUAACGGCCAAGGACAUAAACCGACAACUUGACUACUCCAAUCGCUGGCUUGCUCUUGACCCCGAGCAUCGCAAUAAGAUCAAACAAGACGCGCUUAUGUCUCUGGGUUCGCCUGUCAAGCAGAUUGGAACUGUAGCCGCUCAAGUCGUGCAGGCAAUAGCGAUGGUCGAGCUGCCUCACAAUCAAUGGCCGCAGCUCAUCGAGAUUCUGCUAGGUUUCGUAAACCGGGAGAACACUAAUCUGCGUGUGGCGACUUUGCAAGCAAUUGGUUUCAUUUGCGAGACAAUUAAACCCGAGAUAUUGGCUGCACGAUCGAAUGAGAUCUUGACUGCUGUCAUUCAUGGUGCCCGCAAGGAGGAGCCUUCACCGGAGGUUCAACUGGCCGCCAUUCACGCUCUAUCCAAUUCGCUGGAGUUUGUGCAGGACAACUUUGAGCGCGAGGGUGAAAGAAACUACAUCAUGCAAGUCGUUUGUGAAGCAACUCAGAGCGCCUCUGUACCUGUUCAAGUAGGCGCCUUCGAGUGUCUGGUCAAGAUCAUGACCCUCUAUUAUGAGAAGAUGGGCUUCUACAUGGAGCGAGCGCUGUUUGGGUUAACCGUCAUGGGAAUGAAGCAUUCGGAAGAGGCGAUUGCUCUUCAAGCUAUUGAUUUUUGGUCAACAGUUUGCGAUAUUGAAAUAGAGAUCACGUACGAGAAUCUAGAGGCGCAAGAGUUUGGCGAGUCGCCAGAGCAAGAGAACAAGUACUUCUCUAAGAUUGCCCUGCCUGAAAUUGCUCCUGUUCUCUUCGAGUUGCUGCUCCGGCAGGACGAGGACGCAGAUGAGGAUGAUUGGAAUGUGUCUAAGGCUGCUUCCACCGCACUCGCUUCACUCGCACAGGCAGUAAACGAUGCUGUUGUCCCCAUUUCUGUUCCAUUCAUUGAGGCGAACAUUCGAUCGCCGGACUGGCACCGUCGUGAAGCUUCUGUCAUGACGUUUGGCUCAAUAUUGGACGGACCUGAUCCUUCGGUGCUUACGCCGCUCGUCAACCAGGCUCUUCCAAUCCUCAUCGACAUGAUGACUGAUUCUCACUUCGCUGUCAGAGACACAGUGGCCUGGACUUUGGGGCGAAUCUGUGACCUUCUGGUUUCCACUAUUCAGCCUGACGUACAUCUCCAACCGCUCGUCACCGCACUUGUGAAUGGUCUACAAGACCAACCCCGUAUCAUUGCCAACUGCGCUUGGGCUUUGCAGAACCUUGCGGAACAACUGAGUUACACCGAAGAUAACCAACCAUUGGCUCCCAACCCGUUGUCACCGUAUUACGAUGGCGUGGUUCAGGCCCUGCUGCGUACUACCGAGACUGCCACCGGAGAAGGCAACUACAGGACCCAUGCAUACGAGUCUAUCGGUGCAUACAUCACCAACGCUCCCCCAGAUCAAAUUCAUGUGGUCCAAAAUACUGCAGUUACCAUCCUCCAACGUUUGGAGCACAUGAUCUCCGUCCAGAACCAAAUCAUUGGCAUUGAUGACAGGAAUGAAUGGAACGAUCUUGUAACUCACUUCUGCGCCGCUCUCAUCAAUGUCAUCAGGAAGUUGUCCGACGGUAUUCAGCCACUUGCAGAUCGUAUCAUGACCUUGCUCCUACAACUUAUCCAAUCCGCUGGCAAGACUUCAACAAUAGUCGAAGAUGCGUUUUUGGUCGUCAGUGCUAUGAUCAACGCGCUUGAACAAAACUUCUCACCAUACCUCAACGCAUUCUUGCCUUUCCUCUAUACCGCUCUGAGAACUCAUGAGGAGGCUGAGCUCUGUAACGUUGCAAUUGGCAUCAUUGGUGAUAUCUCCCGUUCUCUGGGUGAGCAGAGCGCGCAAUACUCCGCCGGGUUCAUGAGCGUGCUCUUUGAGAACUUGCAGAGCGACAUCCUUAACAGAAACGUCAAGAUCAGCAUCCUCUCGUGCUUCGGUGAUAUUGCUCUCGCCAUCGGCCCUUUGUUUGAGCCAUUCCUUUCUACAGCUAUGACUGUCCUUCGUCAAGCAGGCACGAUUCAGGCAAAUCCCCUGGAUCAAGAGUUAAGUGAGUAUGUCACAGCAUUGCGGGAAGGUAUCUUGGAAGCGUACACUGGUAUUGUUGCUGGCUUGAAAAACACUGACAAGGUCAACCUCGUAUUGCCUUACGUUCCUGAUAUCCUGGAGUUGAUCCAACGCUCCUUGGCCGACACGGAGAGGCAAGAGGCUGUUGUCCGAAUUUGCUAUGGCUUGUUGGGAGAUCUUGCCGAGACCUUCCGCAACGGCCAAAUCAAAGAACUUCUGCUCGCGGAGUGGAUAGCUACCGAGUUGCGACAGAAGGGACGUAUGAGCGCUGACACAAGGAAAAACUUGCGCUAUGCCAGAGAGGUAUUUUCAUCCUUUUCCAUACUGUCUCGUCCGGAAGCUGAUCUACCGUUACUUUAGAACGUCAAGCUUGCUACCGCGUAGAUUUCUUCUUGUUCGACCGUGCUGGACCAAUCUCAUUCAUUAAUUUCAUUGUUCUCGAGCAUUCAUCUCUUCCCUCGCAUUCUUACGUUUUAUGACGAUCCUAUAUGCCAUCUGAAGGAGGCAUCCUUGUUAUGUUUUUACGCACUUAGAACUUAUGGCAGAAAGAGGGUCUGCCAGUAUGAUCGUUAUUGUUGUCGUCGUCGUCAUUCUUUGUCCUCUUGAUUUGAAUCCUUUUCGUCUACCACUCACCUUUUCAAUGUAUCCAUGGGUCUCGAACUUCUCACUCCUGCUACAUCCUCAGCAUUUCUCAGUACUGCGUCGCACUUUAUUCUCUGAAUAAUUGUUCUGGUUUGUCAAAAAAGCGAUACCCCUAGCGACCGUGGGUGAUUGUAUAUGGUUCCUGAAGGGAGCACACACUGGGUAUACAUAUAUGCCCAUCUCUACAUUACGGCCGUAACUGCAAGUAUGUAUAAGAUAUCUUCGCUACAAUACGCACAUUUUUUUUUUACUCUCA
Molecule: messenger RNA, 3465 nt
Organism: Somion occarium
Lineage: Eukaryota; Fungi; Basidiomycota; Agaricomycetes; Polyporales; Cerrenaceae
Source: the annotation of a GenBank genome assembly